AUGAACGUUCUAGGUUGCAUCGCGGCCCUUGCGGCGUUUGCAGCGUCAGCGGCAGCUCAGAAGUGCCUGGAGUUUGUUCCUGUGGACAUUUCCAUCCCGGAGAGCACCUACUACGUCAGAAAUGAGUCGGGCUCCAGGUUCACCAUCGUCACCAAGAGUGGCAAGUGCAUCGGCACCGUGUCCAACAGCGGCCAGGAGAUCUCGAAAAUACCGGAGACCGGCGUCACCAACAGAAGGGUUAGCGUGCAGCGUUUGUUGGAAAAUGAAUAUGUAAACACCGACCUGAAGCCGGCCGUCGAAAAGGACGGCUACAUCUACAUUGUGGAAGUCGAGACCAUCUUCCUCGGCAUUCCCAACAGGCAGAAGCUUGUGAAGACCACUACCGGCGAAUACGAGGAGUACUCGGGGGGAUUCGAUGAUUUGGACAUAUGCGGUAAAAGCUUCGAGUCGUUCGUGCAAGAGCCGAUGCGCGCGGACAACACCAUGGCGCGCCUCCUGCCCAAACCCGGAAGGCGCAUGGGAUCCAUCGUAUGCGGCGACAAGGUGCUUCUGGAGCAGGAUGACGAGGUUUUCUUCCGGUACGCGGAAUUCAGCAACAACAUCUGGCACGUGUUUACCACGCCGAACGUGGGAAACAGUUUCAAGACGUCCUUCCUGCCCGUCGCCUGGAAGGACUGCAUGUACCGCACCCUGGACCACGGCUCCCUGUACAUCGACCUGUCUAAGGACUACAGGACGGAGUACUGCCAGAUCCUGUCGACCUGCGGCGAGAACUGCGUCUUCUUCGACGGUUGCAGUGACCCCGAUUACAGGGUGGUGGACAUCCUGGACCAGAAGGGCGUGGUGUACAUGGGCAACCACGCCCGCUGUGUGCAGCUGAAAAUGCAAGUCGUGGAGGGCACUCACUACCUCACCGUGUACGCCAGGCUGCUGAACGGUCUCUUCGAGGCGGAGCUCUACCGCUCGUCCGACGGCCGCAACUACACCCCGUACAAGCCGGAAGUCAUCAACUUGGAGCUGACAAACACCAACAUCGAUGAGCGCAUCCAGGUCACCAGUGACAGGAACGGCAAGGUGUACACGAUCCCCGCGCCCAACAACCUCCUUUACACCAUCGGCGCGGUCACUUACAUGAACAAGACGCUCGUUGGCAAGAGCUUUUUGGAGGACCCCGACAAAGUGCCGUAUGUCGUGCUCUCAAGAAGGAUCACCGUCGUUGACGAGUACACCACUGUGGAGACCCAGACCAACAAGGACCAGCCCACCAAUGUCACCUACGUCACCAACAAGGACGGCGUAUGGCUCCACAGGCCCAAGCCUGUGCAGUUCGAGCUCACCCAGCUGAACGCGAACGACCCCAACUUCAGGGUCACGCGUUUGGAGAAGGGCAAGUUCCAUGUCGCGGCCGCCCUGCCCAACAUGAAGAUCGGGUCCAUCAAGUACAAAAACACCAUUGUCGCUCCGAACCAGAGCAACGCGAUCUCGACGGAGUUCCUGUACGACUUCAACGAGCUGCUCGUCACCGAGCAGAUGAACGAAAGCGUCAGGUUCCACACCAAGUACGUGCUCCGCCAGGGUUUCCUCGGGGAUGACACCAUGCUGUUCGUCGAGAGGCACAAGCAGCCGCACGUGCUGAAGAUAACCGACGUGUUCAACGACGCGUUGCCGGAAGUUUUCUGCAGGGACACCCUCGGCAAGUUCGUCAAGAUCUACGUGUGCAAGGACCUGUUCAACAUCACCAUGGGCGCGGUCACCUUCGGCGACACCACGCUCGUGCCGUACAACAGGUACUUCAAGAUGAGGGAGGUCUACGUCGCCGAGGAGUACUUCAUGUCCUACAUCGUGGUGAGGUCGUUCACCGAGGAGGGCGACAGCGUCGUGGAGGCCUUCCGCAGCAGGGUGGUCGACGGAGAGAUAACCUUCGUGCGCAUGAGGAGCAAGCCGGUCACGAUUGACUUGGCCCCCGAGGCGAAGGCUGCCGAUCAGGUCGUCAAGGUCCAGGACGGCAACAACAGCUACUACCGCAUCAAGCCCGAGUUCGCCGUCAACCACAGGAUCGGAGACGUCAGGUACGACGGAAGGCUCCUCAUUCCGGACGGCGGGUCCAACCUCUGCAGGGUGCUGAACACCACCGCCGAGGUGGUGAACGGCAAGAUUACCGAAAUUCUCAUGUAUGUCGGCGACAUCGGCACGGCCGGUCGGAAGGCGAAGCUGCUGACGGCGAACCUCGAGGCGCGCAGCCUCACCGAGGUCCCCAAGAGGCCGCUCGAAAUCGAUAUCAGCUUCAAGGGAACCAGGGACGACGUGGUCGAGAUCGCCGAGAACAACGACACCAUCUCGUACUACGUGCCGUGGAUGCUGGCUGGCGGCAUCAGGCUCGACGCCGUCGUGUUCACCAACGGCCAGAACGAGGUCGACGUCCUCAUCAAGGACCUGGACCUCGACGACAUCCCGGAAGUCAGGCUCCACCACGCCUCGGACGCCGCGCAGGCCGUGGUCGCCAUCACCCCCAAAAACCUCCCGGCCAUCUACGCCAACGUCAUGCCCACCGAAUCCACCCAGGUCGCGAGCACCGCGAACCGCCUGUACGACGAAUACUUCAAGUCAUACUACGGGGAGGUCUGA
Babesia bigemina is the source of this 2625-nucleotide messenger RNA. RefSeq names its product membrane protein, putative. Bases 1 to 2625 code for a protein of 874 amino acids. The transcript has a single exon. Lineage: Eukaryota; Apicomplexa; Aconoidasida; Piroplasmida; Babesiidae. The record is from RefSeq and is a predicted model, not a curated record.